AUGCCGAACAGCACAGCCUUCGAUUGGCCGUUUCAGCUUGCUUCUCGUUUCACUUUCGGGCCAGAGCAUGGCAUGGAUUCAGGAGAGCUUCCAGACCCCCUUCUGCUCCCUAGUUCCAGUCUAGAGACAGGCCGUUGCAUUGCGAGAGACGCAUUACUGGCGAGAGUGGGCCAGCACCAGCAGCGAGGGAGAAGCACCAAGAUCCACACUCGGAAACUGAACAAGACGCCAGAUUUGGCGGUUGGACUUAUGGAAGUGGAGGGCUCGCAGGCCGCCAUUACGAGCGAUCGACGCCGCACAGGCGCAGAGACUGCCCGAGACGGACAGAGACGGACAGAUUGGCGGCAAUUAAUCAGACUAGGACAGGCCCAGAAGAAACUACGGAACCUAAAUUGCUGUCAAAUUCUGCAGUCGUCAAGCUUUUACUUGUUCGGGGAGGGCUCGCGGGUCCGGGCGAUAUUCAUCUCGGCCGCUGGAACUUCUCUUCCGCUGCCAUCGAUGAUGAGUGAACAAUUUGACGAUGGACAGGAUGUUCAGAUCAGCACUCGGGGCAGGUUUCUUCUCCUCUGGCUCUCGUUGCUUGGCUGCAUCGUGCCAACGUCUGCUCCACCUAUCAGUCUGCCGACAUCGAUCGACCGUGCCGUGCCCACCCCGAUUCCCUAUCCAACUGGCCUUGCGCAAGCGAAUACUCCGUCGAGACUGGAUAGUUGA
Aspergillus puulaauensis is the source of this 711-nucleotide messenger RNA. RefSeq lists its product as uncharacterized. The transcript has 2 exons. The coding region runs from base 1 to 711 and encodes 236 amino acids. Lineage: Eukaryota; Fungi; Ascomycota; Eurotiomycetes; Eurotiales; Aspergillaceae. The record is from RefSeq and is a predicted model, not a curated record.